Molecule: messenger RNA, 1001 nt
Organism: Solanum tuberosum (potato)
Lineage: Eukaryota; Viridiplantae; Streptophyta; Magnoliopsida; Solanales; Solanaceae
Product: dnaJ homolog subfamily B member 3
Exons: 5
Coding region: 294-797 (167 amino acids)
Source: RefSeq, a predicted model, not a curated record
UCUUGGCGUCACAAACUUUUUUCUUGCUUAGAUAUUUUCAUCUUUCCUUCCUUUAACACAAUCAUCUUCUCCACGUUACACAUUGCGUUUCUGCCUCCAUAUUUUCUUUUGCCUCUUCAAAUUCUCUAAAUUAUUUCUCCAGUAUCUGGUUCAUAACUGCAUUUAUCUAUGGUUUAAUUGAAUUAAUAACUUUUUUUCUAUACUCUGUACCCGUCAAUUUAGGUACAGUUUCUGUUUUCGCAUCAUUUUUUUGGGAUUUUGGCUCUGAUUUAGAGACAAAACAAUAAACGGUUAUGGAUCAAGAAGGAGGAUCAGCCGGAUCUUGUUAUUAUUCAGUUCUAGGGAUACGCAAUGAUGCCUCCUGCUCCGACAUUCGCUCAGCUUAUCGGAAACUAGCUCUGAAAUGGCACCCGGAUAGGUGGGCGAAGAAUCCGUCGGUGGCCGGAGAAGCGAAACUCCGAUUUCAGAAAAUCCAAGAGGCCUAUUCAGUUCUCUCCGAUCAAGACAAGAGGUCAAUGUACGACGCCGGUUUCCUUGAUAUGCUUGAGGAAGACGAAGGAAUGGGUGAUUUCCUGCACGAUUUGAUGAACAGAAUGGAUCAAAAUGUUGGGGCCGCGGAGGAGAGUCUAGAGGAUUUACAGAGGACAUUUGUGGAUAUGUUUGGUGGAGAUUUAGCUAAGAUGAUGGGUGAUGGAACUUCAACGGCAAAGAAGAGGGCACGUGAUUCGGGUUGCAGCAAAAGGGCUGCAUCAAAACGCAACAAUGUUACUAAUGUCAACUUCAAUGGCACCUGUUAGUUUUAAGCAAAAAUACAGAGAAGGCCUCCUUUUCCUCUCUUUGAUGUUGAUUUUUGUGGGGCUGAGAGGAAUUAACUUGUUUAUUUGGUGGUAGAUUAGGCAGAAUAGAACCUUUUUUAGACUUUUGAUUUCUAAGGAACAAGUUGUUCAAAUGUGGGUGCCGUUGAGUUGCGUAAUAAAAUGUCUCUUUGAUUAAUUAAAUUA